AUGGCGGCCGGGAGCCCGUGGCGGCCGCCGUCGCCGUCGCCGCGGUUGCUGCUGCUGCUGCUGCUGCUGGCGCUGGCGGCGGGCGCGGGCAGCCUGGAGUUCGGCGGCGGCCCCGGGCAGUGGGCUCGCUACGCGCGCUGGGCGGGCGCGGCGAGCAGCGGCGAGCUCAGCUUCAGCCUGCGCACCAACGCCACGCGCGCGCUGCUGCUCUACCUGGACGACGGUGGCGACUGCGACUUCCUGGAGCUGCUGCUGGUGGACGGGCGCCUGCGGCUGCGCUUCACGCUCUCGUGCGCCGAGCCGGCCACGCUGCAGCUGGACACGCCGGUGGCCGACGACCGCUGGCACAUGGUGCUGCUGACCCGCGAUGCGCGCCGCACGGCGCUGGCGGUGGACGGCGAGGCCCGCGCGGCCGAGGUGCGCUCGAAGCGGCGUGAGAUGCAGGUGGCCAGCGACCUGUUCGUGGGCGGCAUCCCGCCCGACGUGCGCCUCUCGGCGCUCACACUCAGCACCGUCAAGUACGAGCCGCCCUUCCGCGGCCUCCUGGCCAACCUGAAGCUGGGCGAGCGGCCCCCCGCGCUCCUGGGCAGCCAGGGCCUGCGCGGCGCCGCCGCCGACCCACUGUGCGCGCCCGCGCGCAACCCCUGUGCCAACGGCGGCCUCUGCACCGUGCUGGCCCCCGGCGAGGUGGGCUGCGACUGCAGCCACACGGGCUUCGGCGGCAAGUUCUGCAGCGAAGAGGAGCACCCCAUGGAAGGUCCGGCUCACCUGACGUUAAACAGCGAAGUAGGGUCCUUACUGUUCUCCGAGGGGGGGGCCGGGAGAGGAGGAGCCGGCGAUGUGCACCAGCCAACGAAAGGCAAGGAGGAGUUCGUGGCGACCUUCAAAGGCAACGAGUUCUUCUGCUACGACCUGUCACACAACCCCAUCCAGAGCAGCACGGACGAGAUCACGCUGGCUUUCCGCACGCUGCAGCGCAACGGGCUGAUGCUGCACACGGGCAAGUCGGCCGACUAUGUCAACCUGUCCCUCAAGUCUGGGGCUGUCUGGCUGGUCAUCAACCUGGGCUCAGGAGCCUUCGAGGCCCUCGUGGAACCUGUCAACGGCAAGUUCAACGACAACGCCUGGCACGACGUCCGGGUCACCCGAAACCUGCGCCAGCACGCAGGGAUUGGACACGCUAUGGUAAACAAACUGCAUUAUCUGGUGACCAUCUCAGUGGACGGGAUCCUGACCACCACAGGCUACACGCAGGAGGAUUACACCAUGCUGGGCUCGGAUGACUUCUUCUACAUUGGGGGCAGUCCCAACACGGCUGACCUGCCGGGCUCACCCGUCAGCAACAACUUUAUGGGCUGCCUCAAGGACGUGGUCUAUAAGAAUAAUGACUUCAAGCUGGAACUAUCCCGCCUGGCAAAGGAAGGGGACCCCAAGAUGAAGCUGCAGGGGGACCUGUCAUUCCGCUGUGAGGAUGUGGCUGCCCUCGACCCCGUGACCUUUGAGAGUCCUGAGGCUUUCGUGGCACUGCCCCGCUGGAGUGCCAAACGCACUGGCUCCAUCUCCCUGGACUUCCGCACCACUGAGCCCAACGGGCUCCUGCUCUUUAGCCAGGGCCGGCGGGCUGGGGCCGGGGCCGGCAGCCACAGCUCUGCCCAGCGGGCUGACUACUUUGCCAUGGAGCUGUUGGACGGCUACCUCUACCUCCUGCUGGACAUGGGCUCUGGGGGCAUCAAGCUGCGGGCGUCUAGCCGCAAGGUCAACGACGGCGAGUGGUGCCACGUGGACUUCCAAAGGGACGGGCGCAAAGGCUCCAUCUCGGUGAACAGCCGCAGCACACCGUUCUUGGCCACCGGGGAGAGUGAGAUUCUGGACCUGGAGAGCGAGCUGUACCUGGGUGGUCUCCCUGAGGGAGGACGGGUGGACCUGCCUCUGCCCCCGGAGGUGUGGACGGCGGCGCUCCGGGCUGGCUACGUGGGCUGUGUGCGGGACCUCUUCAUCGAUGGGCGCAGCCGAGACCUUCGGGGCCUGGCCGAGGCUCAGGGGGCGGUGGGCGUCGCCCCCUUCUGCUCCCGGGAGACACUGAAGCAGUGUGCCUCUGCCCCCUGUCGCAACGGGGGCGUCUGUCGAGAGGGCUGGAACCGCUUCGUCUGUGACUGCAUCGGGACCGGCUUUCUGGGGCGGGUCUGUGAGAGAGAGGCCACGGUCCUGAGCUAUGAUGGCUCCAUGUACAUGAAGAUCAUGCUGCCGAAUGCCAUGCACACGGAGGCGGAGGAUGUGUCUCUGCGCUUCAUGUCCCAGCGGGCCUACGGGCUAAUGAUGGCCACCACCUCCAGGGAGUCCGCCGACACCCUGCGCCUUGAGCUGGAUGGGGGCCAGAUGAAGCUCACGGUCAACCUCGACUGCCUGCGCGUCGGCUGCGCACCCAGUAAAGGCCCUGAGACGCUCUUUGCGGGCCACAAGCUCAACGACAACGAGUGGCACACGGUGAGGGUGGUGCGGCGUGGCAAGAGUUUGCAGCUGUCUGUGGACAAUGUCACCGUCGAGGGACAGAUGGCAGGAGCCCAUACGCGGCUGGAGUUCCACAACAUCGAGACGGGCAUCAUGACGGAGCGACGCUUCAUCUCCGUGGUGCCCUCCAACUUCAUCGGGCACCUGAGUGGGCUGGUGUUCAACGGCCAGCCCUACAUGGACCAGUGUAAGGACGGUGACAUCACCUACUGCGAGCUCAACGCUCGCUUCGGCCUACGGGCCAUUGUGGCCGAUCCGGUCACCUUCAAGAGUCGCAGCAGCUACCUGGCGCUCGCCACGCUCCAAGCCUACGCUUCCAUGCACCUCUUCUUCCAGUUCAAGACCACAGCCCCUGAUGGGCUUCUCCUGUUCAACUCGGGCAACGGCAAUGACUUCAUUGUCAUCGAGCUGGUCAAGGGGUACAUCCACUACGUGUUUGACCUGGGGAAUGGCCCAUCCUUGAUGAAGGGGAACUCAGACAAACCAGUCAAUGACAACCAGUGGCACAACGUGGUGGUGUCCAGGGACCCAGGAAAUGUGCACACGCUCAAGAUUGACUCCCGCACAGUCACGCAGCACUCCAAUGGCGCCCGAAACCUCGAUCUCAAAGGGGAGUUGUACAUCGGUGGUCUGAGCAAGAACAUGUUCAGCAACCUGCCCAAGCUGGUGGCCUCCCGGGAUGGCUUUCAGGGCUGCCUGGCCUCGGUGGACCUCAACGGACGCCUCCCAGACCUCAUCGCUGACGCCCUGCACCGCAUCGGGCAGGUGGAGAGGGGCUGCGACGGCCCCAGCACCACCUGCACCGAAGAGUCCUGUGCCAACCAGGGCGUUUGCCUGCAGCAGUGGGACGGCUUCACCUGUGACUGCACCAUGACUUCCUAUGGAGGCCCUGUCUGCAACGACCCCGGGACCACAUACAUCUUUGGGAAGGGGGGAGCGCUCAUCACCUACACGUGGCCCCCCAAUGACCGGCCCAGCACGAGGAUGGACCGCCUGGCCGUGGGCUUCAGCACGCACCAGCGGAGUGCCGUACUGGUGCGGGUGGACAGUGCCUCCGGCCUCGGAGACUACUUACAGCUGCACAUCGACCAGGGCACCGUGGGGGUGAUCUUUAAUGUGGGCACGGACGACAUUACCAUCGAUGAGCCCAACGCCAUCGUGAGCGACGGCAAAUACCACGUGGUGCGCUUCACUCGAAGUGGCGGCAACGCCACCCUGCAGGUGGACAGCUGGCCCGUCAAUGAGCGGUACCCGGCAGGAAACUUUGAUAACGAGCGCCUGGCGAUUGCUAGACAGAGAAUCCCCUACCGGCUUGGUCGAGUAGUAGAUGAGUGGCUGCUCGACAAAGGCCGCCAGCUGACCAUCUUCAACAGCCAGGCUGCCAUCAAGAUCGGGGGCCGGGAUCAGGGCCGCCCCUUCCAGGGCCAGGUGUCCGGCCUCUACUACAAUGGGCUCAAGGUGCUGGCGCUGGCCGCCGAGAGCGACCCCAAUGUGCGGACCGAGGGCCACCUGCGCCUGGUGGGGGAGGGGCCGUCCGUGCUGCUCAGUGCGGAGACCACGGCCACCACCCUGCUGGCCGACAUGGCCACCACCAUCAUGGAGACCACCACCACCAUGGCUACUACGACCACACGCCGGGGCCGCUCCCCCACGCUGAGGGACAGCACCACCCAGAACACGGAUGACCUCUUGGUGGCCUCUGCCGAGUGUCCGAGUGAUGAUGAGGACCUGGAAGAGUGUGAGCCCAGUACUGGAGGAGAGUUAAUAUUGCCCAUUAUCACGGAGGACUCCUUAGACCCCCCUCCCGUGGCCACCCGAUCCCCCUUCGUGCCCCCACCCCCCACCUUCUAUCCCUUCCUCACGGGCGUGGGCGCCACCCAAGACACCCUGCCCCCACCCGCGGCCCGCCGCCCGCCCGCCGGGGGCCCGUGCCAGGCCGAGCAGGACGACAGCGACUGCGAGGAGCCCAUCGAGGCCUCUGGCUUUGCGUCCGGGGAGGUCUUUGACUCCAGCCUCCCCCCCACGGACGACGAGGACUUUUACACCACCUUCCCCCUGGUCACGGACCGCACCACCCUCCUGUCACCCCGCAAACCCGCUCCCCGGCCCAACCUCAGGACAGAUGGGGCCACGGGCGCCCCCGGGGUGCUGCUAGCCCCCUCCGCCCCGGCCCCCAACCUGCCUGCGGGCAAAAUGAACCACCGAGACCCGCUGCAGCCCUUGCUGGAGAACCCCCCCCUGGGGCCCGGGGCCCCCACGUCUUUCGAGCCGCGGAGGCCCCCUCCCCUGCGCCCCGGCGUGACCUCCGCCCCCGGCUUCCCCCGUCUGCCCACAGCCAACCCCACGGGGCCCGGGGAGCGGGGCCCGCCGGGCGCCGUGGAGGUGAUCCGGGAGUCCAGCAGCACCACGGGCAUGGUGGUGGGCAUCGUGGCGGCCGCGGCGCUCUGCAUCCUGAUCCUUCUCUACGCCAUGUACAAGUACCGCAACCGCGACGAGGGCUCCUACCAGGUGGACCAGAGCCGGAACUACAUCAGUAACUCGGCCCAGAGCAACGGGGCGGUGGUGAAAGAGAAGGCCCCGGCUGCUCCCAAGACGCCCAGCAAGGCCAAGAAGAACAAAGACAAGGAGUACUACGUCUGAGCCCCGGCACCGCGCCCCACUGCCAACUGCCCCUCCCGGGACGGCCCGGGAGGGGGGUGCGGCCCUCUC
Messenger RNA from Neomonachus schauinslandi (Hawaiian monk seal), 5217 nucleotides. RefSeq names its product neurexin 2 (gene NRXN2). The record is from RefSeq and is a predicted model, not a curated record. NCBI's taxonomy places the organism in Eukaryota, Metazoa, Chordata, Mammalia, Carnivora, Phocidae.